UUGGCUAAUUGCUCGGCCAACGUUAAGGCAUCGCUAAUUAACAAAUCAUGGAAGAGUUUGCAUCCUGGAUUUCUCACUGAAAAUGACGAACCAGAAGAUGAUGUUCCUUUAGCCAAGCUUUUUAAUAGGUUAAGGGGAUCCAAUGAUCCUCAAAUAAGUGAGGCAGAAGCUCAAGAAUGGGCUACUGGCGGUGCCGAAAGCGAGUUACAAAGAUAUGAAGGGUUAAAUGAUGAGGAGAUUGUGCUAGCGGUAAUGUGUGAGGAUGAUGAGCAAAAUGAAGACAAUAGCGUUGAAGAUCUCGCCUCCAAAAAAGUUGCUAAUUCAGAGGCAGUAGGAGCUUUAAACACUGCUUUAAAAUGGGCUGAAGAUAACGAAUUUGAUAGCCACGAAGUUAUCUUUCUCCGCCGACUAAGAGACCGGGUUUUUGAAAUGAAGUGCGAAAAUUAUAAACAGAAGAAUAUUACAAACUUUUCAAGAAAAAUUAAUUAA
Parnassius apollo (apollo) is the source of this 489-nucleotide messenger RNA. The record is from the annotation of a GenBank genome assembly. NCBI's taxonomy places the organism in Eukaryota, Metazoa, Arthropoda, Insecta, Lepidoptera, Papilionidae.